This is a messenger RNA of Xyrauchen texanus (razorback sucker), 1740 nucleotides long. Its product is annotated as protein shisa-9B-like. The record is from RefSeq and is a predicted model, not a curated record. Gene Ontology annotation, cellular component: AMPA glutamate receptor complex; dendritic spine membrane; postsynaptic density. NCBI's taxonomy places the organism in Eukaryota, Metazoa, Chordata, Actinopteri, Cypriniformes, Catostomidae. Gene Ontology annotation, biological process: regulation of AMPA receptor activity; regulation of short-term neuronal synaptic plasticity.
AGUGCGCGCGACCACUGGACUUUAUGCUAGACUAUAAUAGUAAACAAACCAGUUUUCGUUAUAAACUAACCGUUGGAAUGAGAUAAAUCUCACAAGAAUCAAACAUUUACAGAGUUUGAAUCUUCUAUAACGCACUCGUAGCUCAGAAGUCUCCUCAAACAUGACCAUCAUAUCGGAUGGCGGUGAUGUUCUUGAUGGAGAUAUGCGUUCUGGCACUUCAUGACAAAAGACAUCCAACUCUUUCAGUGUCAGAUCACCGAAGAGAAGAGCGCAGAAUGAAAAGCACUGGCUUGCUAUUGGGUUACUUUUUGAUGAAAGUUCUCGUGUGCGACGCAGCGGGGGAACCCGGGAAGAACCUGGAUGUUUUGGUGACGACGUCGGGGUCUAACGGCUCCCGAGACGGAGAAAACGGUCUCGCCGAGACCCCUCACACGGAGGACAGGUGUCGGGGUUAUUAUGAUGUGAUGGGUCAGUGGGAUCCCCCGUUCGUGUGCCGGACGGGAAGUUACCUGUACUGCUGCGGGACCUGUGGCUUCAGGUUCUGCUGUGAGUUUAAAAACUCCAGGUUAGAUCAGACCACCUGCAAAAACUACGACACACCACCGUGGUCCAUGACGGGUAGACCACCGCCGAAGAUGAUGGACCAACACGAUCCGACUAAGGAUAAAACUAAUUUGAUUGUGUACAUCAUAUGCGGAGUAGUUGCUAUCAUGGCGUUGGUUGGGAUAUUCACUAAACUCGGCUUGGAGAAGGCGCAUCGACCACACAGGGAGAACAUGUCCAGAGCCCUGGCCCAGGUGAUGCGCCAGACCGCUCCAGGAGAACACAUAGAGAGGGAGGAGAGUAUGGCCGUGCAUGGACAACACUUUGAGAACAUGCAGGCCAGAGCAGCAGGAAACAACUUGCAGGGUGCCCAGAUGAACAGUGUGGUACCAGGUUCAUCUCUGAUGCAAACCAUGACACAGUAUCCUGCCCUUGGACAGGUAGCACACCCAUAUGAGGCAUGUCAAGCUGGAAAGGAGCGUAACAAGUACGCCUCGCUCAAGGCUGUUGCUGAAAAAUCCCAUGAAAACUUCUACACUAACAGACGGCACUUGACCGACCUGGCGGCAAAAGGUACUCUUCCCUUGCACUCUGUAAGCCUGGAGCAGGAGCCCACCAACCCAUACAGCCCAGAGUUGCCUUGCCAAAAGCAGAACGGACACAAGUCCAAAAGCACCAAGGUCCACAGCUCCCACCCGCUGGCUUUUGGGUCCAACACCAUCUCCAACACCGGCAUGCUGAAGGGCUGGGAGGCGACAGAGACACUGGGCCGCCGGCAAACGUACGGCCCCCAAAAACAUGGCGCCACCGUGGAACAAAUGAACGAGCUGACGUCUGCUCACAGCCACCAUUACCUGCCGCCACAUCCUUACUUUGUCACCAACAGCAAGACUGAGGUGACCGUGUGAAAGGAGCCACAACUUUAGGGUUUCUCGAGCCCAGCUCUGAGUGGAUGCUUGAAACGGAGAAUGAGGAUAACAGAGCAAGCAUGACGGAGGAAAAAGUCUGGAUAUGGACCGUGUCCUGCUGGAAAGUUUGGUCAAACGGUUUGGCUCAAGAUUUGGCCCAUUCUCUGUUGGCUGUCUGUUUGCUGUUUGUCUUUGAAUGGCGGUGCAUGGAACAGGCAUGCACUGGAUAUCUGCCUCAUUUCAAGGGGAAAGUGUAACGUUAUUUCAAAGGUACUCUUUCUGUGUCCUA